CUCUCCUAUCACUAACUGACAGUGACCUCAGUUUCUGCAGUAGCACCACAACUUGGACUGGCAUUGAACGCACAUACACACCCACUUACAUAUUUAUAUAUAUAUAUACACACAGACGUGGACACUCAUAUACAUACGAGCAGCACGAAACAACCAAACGCCGCGCAGAGGCAGAGAUGGCCGGCAUUUUCGGGAAGAUCUUCGUGGGUAUUUAUGUGGAGAUAAAACGGAGCGACGGACGAAUACACCAGGCGAUGGUCACAUCACUGCACGAAGACAACGACAGUGUGACGGUGGAGUGGAUCGAGAACGGGGACACCAAAGGGAAAGAGAUCGACCUGGAGAGCAUCUUUGCUCUGAAUCCAGAUGUUGUUCCCGAUGAGGAGAUUCCACAGAGUCCGGAGGUUCCUCCUCCUUCUAAUGUGGCCAAAACCAGCAAAGUCCCCAAGACCAGACGGACUACAGCAAUACCGAAGCCUGAGAACGCUCCGCGGGAGAACAGAGCUGCAGCUGUGGGAACCACCCGGGCCCGUCCCAGUCAGCAAAGCCAAGCCGCAGAGCCACCUCCGCCCGCUAUUGCAUCCCAGUCUGCACUCAACCAGGCCCUGAUCCAGCAGCAGAACGGUAACACGUCGUCCAUCUGUGUGGCCAAAUGCACGACGGAGAUAGCAAGGAAGAAAUCCAACUGUGUGAAGGAAGUGGAGAAACUGCAGGAAAAACGAGAGAAGAGACGACUUCAGCAGCAAGAGCUCCGAGAGAAGCGAGCACAGGAGGUGGAUGUCAAUUUACCAAACUAUGAAAUCAUGUGUAUGAUCAGAGACUUCAGAGCCAGUCUGGACUACAGGCCUUUAACCACCAAUGAUCUCAUUGAGGAACACAGGAUAUGUGUCUGUGUACGUGCACGUCCCCUCAAUAAAAAGGAGGUAUCGGUGAAGGAUUUGGACGUGAUCACCAUUCCCAGUAAGGAUGUAGUAAUGGUCCAUGAGCCCAAGCAGAAAGUCGACCUGACCCGCUACCUAGAGAACCAAACGUUCCGAUUCGACUACGCCUUUGAUGAGAACUCCACCAAUGAAAUGGUUUACAGGUUCACUGCUCAGCCACUGGUCGAGACCAUUUUUGAGCGGGGGAUGGCGACCUGCUUUGCGUAUGGACAAACUGGAAGUGGGAAAACACACACAAUGGGAGGUGACUUUUCAGGAAAGAACCAGGACUGCUCCAAAGGGAUCUAUGCACUGUCCGCCAGAGAUGUUUUUGUCAUGCUCAAGAAGCCAAAUUACAAGAAGUUGGAUCUGCAGGUCUACGCCACAUUUUUUGAGAUUUACAGCGGGAAGGUGUUUGACCUUCUUAACCGCAAAUCCAAGUUGCGGGUCCUGGAGGACGGGAAGCAGCAGGUGCAGGUGGUGGGGCUGCAGGAGAGGGAUGUGAAGUGCACAGAAGACGUCCUCAAACUCAUUGAAAUGGGAAACAGCUGCAGGACUUCUGGUCAAACCUCAGCGAACGCUCACUCCUCUCGGAGCCACGCAGUGUUUCAGAUCAUCCUGCGUAGACGAGGGAAGAUGCAUGGAAAGUUUUCUCUAAUUGACCUGGCGGGGAAUGAGAGAGGUGCAGACACAUCCAGCGCCGACCGCCAGACUCGCCUCGAAGGAGCUGAGAUCAACAAGAGCCUGCUGGCACUCAAGGAGUGCAUUCGUGCUCUGGGCCGAAACAAACCCCACACUCCUUUCAGAGCCAGCAAGUUGACCCAGGUGCUGAGGGACUCGUUCAUAGGAGAAAACUCCAGAACCUGCAUGAUCGCCACCAUCUCUCCUGGAAUGGCCUCUUGUGAAAACACCCUGAACACGCUAAGAUAUGCCAACAGGGUAAAGGAGUUUGGGAUCAGUCCCUCAGACAUUCCCUUCUCCCAGAGCGGGGGUGGAGGGGGCCGCUCUGAGCUCUCCCCUUCUUAUGAGGUGAAGGAGCUUUCGGUUGACCCAGCAGCAGCGAUGGAGAACCUUCAGGGAGGACUCGUCAACCAGCUGGAGGUGCUGGAGGCUCAGUGGGGAGUCGGCAGCUCUCCACAGAGAGACGAUCUGAAGCUGCUCUGUGAACAGAAUGAAGAAGAGGUUUCCCCGCAGCUCUUCACUUUCCAUGAAGCCGUGUCUCAGCUGGUGGAGAUGGAGGAGCAGGUUCUGGAGGACCAUCGGGCCGUGUUCCAGGAGUCUAUUCGCUGGCUUGAGGAUGAGAAGGUGCUCUUGGAAAUGACAGAGGAGGUGGACUACGAUGUUGAGUCAUACGCAACUCAACUAGAACAAAUCUUGGACCAAAAGAUAGACAUUCUCACUGAGCUGAGAGACAAAGUCAAGUCUUUCCGUUGUACACUCCAGGAAGAGGAGCAGGCUAGCCAACAAAUAACCCCCAAGAGGCCUCGUGCACUAUAGACGCCCACAAAUACGUGAUGUUUCACUGUAAUAUCGACUUGCCUCUGAGGAGCUCAGCUGUGAUUUUAUGACUUAUACUCUGUGUGUUUGGUUCACCCCCCCCGACCUCUCUGCUGUACAGGCUGCCGCCGCUUUCCACCGUCCGUCUGUACGACCAUACAGCAGACUGUCUCUGCUCUCCAUCCUCCUGUGAAAUGUAUCUACCACCUCUCCGUUAUAAGUGCUUUAUUUAAAGAUACAUUUUAAAAAAGGUGAAUAAUUAUUUGUUCUAAAUGAUUUUUUCAUAGAGUAAGUCAUAUCUUAUCUUCACUGUGGCCAAUUUUAUAAACAGCUGUUGCCUUUUUUGUGCAAUAUGUAGAGGCUUCUCCUCCUGUUGUUCCCUGUGUUUCAGCUCAGGGGUGAACAGCAAACGUUCCUUUUUUUGUGUACAUUCAAAAGAGCCACUGUGUGUUUGUGUUGAUACUGUAUACAGGUUUAAAAACACAUAUCUAACCUGACAUUACAUUCAUUGACCUAAUUUGGUCACUAUGUUCACAAAGAAAGCAAUUGAUUUCCGAGUGUUCCAGACAUUUGCCAUAUUAAAGAGAUACAACUUCUUGUU
Scophthalmus maximus (turbot) is the source of this 3018-nucleotide messenger RNA. RefSeq names its product kinesin-like protein KIF2A. Gene Ontology annotation, biological process: microtubule-based movement. NCBI's taxonomy places the organism in Eukaryota, Metazoa, Chordata, Actinopteri, Pleuronectiformes, Scophthalmidae. The transcript is spliced from 21 exons. Gene Ontology annotation, molecular function: ATP binding; microtubule binding; microtubule motor activity. Bases 177 to 2417 code for a protein of 746 amino acids. The record is from RefSeq and is a predicted model, not a curated record.